AUUCCAAAUGCAUCAUGGGAAACGUGUCUCCUGUUGCUUUCCUAUGUUCUUUUUCCUUUUUUUCCUCCCUUCAUUUUAUUGCGAGAACAACGCUUUAGAGACUCAAGAAUAAAUUCUUGUUUUCACGCUUCCAUUGGUCACUUAGUUUCCAAAGGUAAUCUUUAGUAGCCAUGGCCCGUACAAAGCAGACUGCCCGUAAGUCCACUGGAGGCAAAGCCCCACGUAAACAGCUGGCCACAAAGGCCGCUCGUAAGAGCGCUCCCUCCACUGGUGGUGUCAAGAAGCCCCAUCGUUACAGGCCUGGUACUGUGGCUCUGCGUGAGAUCCGUCGUUAUCAGAAGUCCACUGAGCUGCUGAUCCGCAAACUGCCGUUCCAGCGACUGGUCAGAGAAAUCGCUCAGGACUUCAAGACCGAUCUGCGUUUCCAGAGUGCAGCCAUCGGAGCUCUGCAGGAGGCCAGUGAAGCCUACCUGGUCGGGCUGUUUGAGGACACCAACCUUUGCGCCAUCCAUGCCAAGCGUGUCACCAUCAUGCCUAAAGACAUCCAGCUGGCACGCCGUAUCCGUGGGGAGCAAUCUUUAGUAGCCAUGGCCCGUACAAAGCAGACUGCCCGUAAGUCCACUGGAGGCAAAGCCCCACGUAAACAGCUGGCCACAAAGGCCGCUCGUAAGAGCGCUCCUUCUACAGGUGGUGUCAAGAAGCCCCAUCGUUACAGGCCUGGUACUGUGGCUCUGCGUGAGAUCCGUCGUUACCAGAAGUCUACUGAGCUGCUGAUCCGCAAGCUGCCCUUCCAGCGCCUGGUCAGAGAAAUCGCUCAGGACUUCAAGACCGAUCUGCGUUUCCAGAGUGCAGCCAUCGGAGCUCUGCAGGAGGCCAGCGAAGCCUACCUGGUGGGUCUGUUUGAGGACACCAAUUUGUGCGCCAUCCACGCCAAACGUGUCACCAUCAUGCCCAAAGACAUCCAGCUGGCACGUCGUAUCCGUGGAGAACGGGCCUAAAUGCUCUAUUCUCUUGAUCUUCCUUUCCCCUCUUCCCAUCCUCCCUUUACCAGUCUGUUUCUCCGUACCUCGGCCCCUAAACCUCUCCCUCCCUCCCCCUCUCCCACCCUGUGUUAGUAGUGUGUAGAGGAAAACUGAUUAUAUUAUGGAUAAAGUGUAUAGUCGUGUUUUCUUAGUGCUCUCGGCAGCAGACUUUUAGGGUACUCUCUUUUUGUGCAUGUACCAAAGCUUUGGCGAUGAGAUCUCCUCAAGCACAUUUCUCCUUGUUUGCACUGUUUCUAAUCAGAGGCUGUUAGGUAAAGGAUGAUUUCAGGAUGAGUAGGAGGAACUAUGGAUUAGAACAAAGCAAAUUUCUGGAGCGGACGGACAGGAGGAGAGGAUGGGUAUUUGUCUGCUGGAGACUCCUGUCUCUUAUAGCAGCAGGGUGCUAGAAGAACUUCCCCGCUCCUCUUCCCCUGUUCUUUUCCUCUGCCUGCCCCACCCAGGAAUAACGGUGCAUGAGUGUUGGCUCUGAUCACCACAGUCAAUCGUAUACAAUCCAUCAGCAUCUUUGGAUUUGCUUUAUGACGACCAUACUGAUCCUUGCUAUCAUUUGUCAUGUUAGUUUUUGUCCUGCAGAUAAAUCUCACUCGAGAUUUUAGUUUGUGCUUCGAUCUAUGUUUGGAUGACAUGGAGAUGGGGGGAUGGAUCAGAUGAAAACACAGACAAAGAACAAAAAAAAAUCAAAUUUAAAGUGAUCUUUUUCUACUGAAACAUGAAGCUACUGACUCAUUUUGGCACCAAAGUUUGAUCCUCUUGUCGACACUCUUUCCUAACUGAUAGAAGAGUUAAACAUGUCUCUUUUUUGGUGAUUUGAUUGGUUUCCUGUAAUUAGUAAGAUCAUGAGCUCCAGUGGAGAAACUUUUUUAACAGUGGCUCAUUUUUUAAUGAAGGACCUUUUUAUGAUAAAGGUUCAUUUAAGUUUAUAAUCAUCUCUAAAACCAAAAGCUCUUAAGAGUGUUACUUUUUAAAAAAAAUACAAAAUACCUGAUUAAAAUGUGAAAAAUUUGUGUAAAUCUGUGUGAAAUUACUAAUCAUACUGGAUGUUUUCUGUAUACGUCCCCCCUUUGCUUCUAUUGUUUUUUCCUCCAGGUCUGUCGAUCGUCUGUAUACCGUCUCUCAGGUUGACUUUUCACCUUUAUCACUUAAUUUUUUUUUUUUUUUUUUUUUUUUCUCGGUUUUAAUUUUUUCUUUUCAUUUGAAAUGUUGAGGAUAUUGUUUCAAUUAAACAGAUGUUUGUAAUUUCCAGAUUUGUCAUAUAAGGUGGUAAUAAAUGG
This is a messenger RNA of Cheilinus undulatus (humphead wrasse), 2314 nucleotides long. Its product is annotated as histone H3-like centromeric protein CSE4. Gene Ontology annotation, cellular component: nucleosome. The transcript has 7 exons. The coding region runs from base 171 to 998 and encodes 275 amino acids. The record is from RefSeq and is a predicted model, not a curated record. NCBI's taxonomy places the organism in Eukaryota, Metazoa, Chordata, Actinopteri, Labriformes, Labridae. Gene Ontology annotation, molecular function: protein heterodimerization activity; structural constituent of chromatin; DNA binding.